This is a messenger RNA of Protopolystoma xenopodis, 252 nucleotides long. The record is from the annotation of a GenBank genome assembly. Lineage: Eukaryota; Metazoa; Platyhelminthes; Monogenea; Polystomatidea; Polystomatidae.
AUGUCUCGUUCCAAACAGCUGCUUAAUACAAUUGACAAAAACUUUGGCACCUUGGCCUUUUGUCGUCGCUGGCUCGAUCGACUCGGAGAGACAAAAUAUCUAAUGGCAUUGCGCAAUCUCUGCGAUGUUGGCAUUGUUGAGGCCUACCCGCCUCUCUGUGACAUCAAAGGUUGUUAUACAGCUCAGUUUGAACACACUGUUCUUCUAAGGCCAACUUGCAAGGAGGUCGUUAGCCGUGGCACAGACUACUAA